Molecule: messenger RNA, 3461 nt
Organism: Bufo gargarizans (Asiatic toad)
Lineage: Eukaryota; Metazoa; Chordata; Amphibia; Anura; Bufonidae
Product: phospholipid scramblase 1-like
Exons: 9
Coding region: 96-1034 (312 amino acids)
Biological process (GO): plasma membrane phospholipid scrambling
Cellular component (GO): plasma membrane
Molecular function (GO): phospholipid scramblase activity
Source: RefSeq, a predicted model, not a curated record
AUCGUUACUGCCUGCUCCGGCGCCUUCUCAGUACAGGGCGGACCAGAGAGAGAGCAGCCACCGAGGGACAUUAGACUUCUCUGCUUGCUGCAACCAUGGAGAUGAAAGGAACCAAUGGACAAGACCCAAAUUAUGGAGGUGGUUACCAACCUGCAAUGAACCCAGCUCCAGGAUAUCCCCAACCCGCUCCCGGAUUCCCACCUCCAGCUAUGCCAGGACCUUAUGGAUAUGCACAGCCAGCACCAGGAGCAUACCAAGGUCAACCAGGUAAUCCUAACUAUGGCCCAUAUGGAGGAGGCCCUCCUGUACAAAACCAGCCGAUGCUUUCAGGAAAUGUAGCAUCUGCAUGGAUGCCAGCACCUCCACCAGACCCCAAAUGUCCACCAGGAUUAGAAUAUCUAUGCCAGAUAGAUCAACUUCUUGUCCAUCAACAAGUAGAACUACUGGAAGCUUUAAUUGGCUAUGAAUCAAAUAACAAAUACGAGAUCAAGAAUAGCAUGGGUCAGAGGGUGUACUUUGCUGCCGAACAAAACGAUUGCUGUACGAGGAACUUCUGUGGAGCCGCUCGGUCAUUUGCCAUGACUAUUGUAGAUAACUCUGGUCGUGAGGUAGUGCGAAUCAUCCGCCCUUUCAGGUGCUCUGCGUGUUGUUUCCCAUGCUGUCUACAGAAACUUGAAGUUCAGGCUCCUCCUGGAAACGUAGUUGGCUAUGUGAAACAGAAAUGGCACCCGUGUCUGCCCAAGUUUGUUAUACAGAACGAGCGUGAGGAGGAUGUUCUUAAACUGCACGGACCCUGCAUCCCCUGUAGAUGCUGCUCAGAUGUGAACUUUGAGCUGAAGUCACUUGAUGAGGAGUCUGUUGUUGGACGGAUUUCCAAACAAUGGUCCGGAGCUGUAAAGGAGAUGUUUACAGAUGCUGACAACUUUGGAGUUCAGUUCCCCAUGGACCUUGACGUCAAGAUCAAAGCUGUCAUUCUUGGUGCCUGCUUCCUUAUUGAUUUCAUGUUUUUUGAAAAAUCUGGAAAUGACCACUAGAAUGUGAAGAUGGCUGUAAACUGGGAGGGGAAAAAAACAUUUGUUUUAAUUUUUCAGGUUUUUAAAUACAUGGUUAACAGUUUUAUGUAUUUUGUAUUUUAUUUUCAAAUGUAUAAAUAGCACUCGGGUGUUAGUUCCAGGGCGCUUUUGACUUUUUACCCGUUGCCUAUAGGAUGUUCUGCACAGCCGUUGCUCUCAGAACCUGGCUGGUGUUGGACCAGCAAAUUUUACUAUGAACCACACAGCCAAAUAACCAGUUUCUAUGAUAUGGGGUUAUACUCAGUUUCAGCAAUGGUUACCCCCCCCCCCACCACCACCACCACCCUGCUUAGAUUACUUAUUUCUGUGGACUAUGCACUCCAAUGCUUAGGAUUCCUGCUGUGUUUUUGGAAAAACACCAAUCCUGUUUUUGAGAAAAAGCUGGAAGUGGAUACAGCAGGAAGAAAUCUCUCUAAAAAAAAACUGUGAAACUACCACAAACGGUGGCAUUUAAAAAAACAAAAAACUGUGAAACCACCCUUUUUUUCUGGAAAAGCCUGAGGUUUUUGAUGAAAGGGAAAUGCAUAGGAAGGUCUUAAAUGUCUCCUUUCUGCUUGAUCUACUUCUGGCUUUGGCUCAAACUGCAGUUUUUUAAGAAGGCUAACACUAUAUAUAUUUUUUUUUGUAAAAAUAUUGCAUUUUCUGUUUUUUGUUUUUUCAGGUGUUACAUGUUGGCCAAUAGUAAAAUCUAAAACACUGUACAAAUAAACGCCACAAAACUUUUUUUUUUUUUUUUUUUCUCCCCCAUGUAGUGUGACAGAACCCUAAUGCUUCCUUAGGCCGAAUGCACACGGCCGUGAGCGGUCUGUGGAACCACGGGCUAGAUUCCUGCUGAGAGCAGGAGCGAACGGCUUCAUUGGUUGCCAUGAUGCCGUGCACUUCCUGCUGCCGCCGCAAUACAGUAAUACACUGGUAUGAUCUGUAACGUGUGUUACUGUAUUACUGCAGGAAGCGCACGGCAUCAUAGCAAACAAUGACGCCGUGCGCUCCUGCUCUCAGCAGGAAUCUAGCCCGUGGUUCCACGGACCGCUCACGCCCGUGAAACACUGCUGUCUGCAUUCGGUGUUAUAAGAACAAUGGAGAUUUAUCAAACAGGAGUAAGGUAGAACUGGCUUAGUUGCCCAUAGCACCCAAUCAGAUUCCACCUUUCAUUUUCCAAAGGAGCUGUCCAAAAUGAAAGGUGGAAUCUGAUUGGGCAACUAAGCCAGUUCUACUUUACCUUUCCUCCAAUAUAGUAUAACCAAAGAAUAGGCAGCACUCCAAUUUUGGUAAGAGGUGGUGACCCGCUUAUUCCCAGGCAACGUUUCAGCCCACUCAAUGGGGCCUUUGUCAAGUCUGCUUAAACGUUGCCUGGGAAUAAAUGGGUCACCACCUUUUUUGCUGCCUAUUCUUUGGAGAUAGAGAUAUAUAGAUAUAUAUCUAUCUUUUUUUUUAUUUUUUUAUUUAGAUUGCAUUCUUUAUUAGAAUAUAUUGAUUUGCACAAUUUACCGGUUGUUGGCAUUUCAGGUUUCAGAUUUUUAUUAAGACAUUUGCCUUAAAACAAAAUAUCUACCUCCCAUAUAGUGUUCAGAUUUUUAGGCAUUAAAUAAAAUGUAGUGUGUUUAUUUCCUGAAAUCUUUUUGUGCCAAAAAAUAUAGAAACCUUGUAAGUUUAUCAAAACUGGUGUAAACGAAAACUGGCUUAGUUGCUCAGAGCAACCAAUCCGAGUCCACCUUUUGAUUAAAAAAUAAAAUAAAAAUUAAAGGUGGAAUCUGAUUAGUUGCUGUCGGCCAGGAAGCCAGUUCUACUUUACACCAGUUUUGAUAACUCUCCCCUCAUAUGCUGCAUAUUAGAUUUUUGCCGGCUUCUAAUGGGUGCUUUCACAUUGACCAAGAGCAAAAACCAAGAACAUAUUUCUUAGUCUAGGUUCUAAUACCAUAUUUUGGUGCAGUUUUUGAGUAAUUAUUUUUUUCUACAAACCAAUGUCAGGAGUGGAUCUUAUCUUUCUCUUUUGGAACCCUUCCUAGCAUUGACCAAGAGUAAAUUACUCAAUUGCUCUUUGCGAUCAGCGCACCCUAUGCUCUAACCCACCUUCAGGCCUAGUUUUAGUCUUUAGUGCUAACAAUGUAAAUGUUAAUAUGAGGUGAUAUCCUGUAUAAUCCACUACUGUCAUAUUUCUUGUCUGCAUGAGCCUUGCUUUUAUAUCAGUAGUCCCCAAUCCGUGGCUUGGGAGCCACAUAUGACGUGCCACCUGUGUUUGGCAGCUCACCUUACAAAUGGAGGCACUUGCUACAACUUUAUAUCCACAUUUAUAUGCCAGCCAUAUACCCCCCCCCCCCCCCACUUGAAUGUGGCUCCCAAGGUGGAAAUGGUUGGGGACCUCUGCCUUAGGCCUCAUGCACACAAACG